AUGCUUUUGGGCAAGUGGUUUUCCCAGCUUCGGCUGGACUCUCUUGACGAACAUAAGAAGACUGGUCUUGAACGAGUAAUCCCAUGGGUUGGUGACCAGCUAACAGUGGAGCGGCUACGAGGACUUUUUAGGUUCCGUGCUCAGGAUCACAAUUCCUUUGACCGUUUGGACUGGCUCGUACCCAUCUUUGGGUGGUUUCAUUUACAGAUGGCAUUUGCUAACUCACUGCACAAGCAGUACUUAGGGACUACAGCUGGCCGGGGCCUUAUGCAUGCUUUCACUUUGCUCGAAAGAAAAGGACUGGGUUUUGUGCAAACCCAAGGGCCUUUCCAUCAGAAUCUGCAUGAUGCAAUCACUCAAGUUGCUGAAGCACACUUUUGCGCAUGUUGGACAGUUGUGGGUGAAGUAGAGACCCUGGCACAUCUCCGUUGCAAAUCCCCAGGCCAAUUUUUCCAUCUUGCAGAAGAAAUUUUGAAGACACUCGCAUCUAGUACUGCCUUAGAGGCCAUUCACCUGCAAAGCAAAAACACACAGGACAAAGUCUUGCGUCAGAGCAUCUUGUGGAAUCGUGAUGUGUUGAGGUAUAUAGAUUUAGAGAGGGCCAUGGAAUGCGGUGAUGUGGGAAUAAUGGAGGAGACUCUGCCCCAUCUUUUGUAUCGUUUUGCGGGAGGUAAUAACAAAAGGUAUACUAUUGAAGUGCUAGAGCUACUACAAUGUCUGCAGCACGAAUGGCCACCAGAACUAAAUUGCUGGUUGAUGAACACGACCGGCCACCCCCUCGGAUUUCUGCCUAUAGACAAAGGGCAGGAACAUAAUAUCAAGGACACAAAGGUUACAUUUGGAACUCGUGGCCCAAAUGUAUCUUGGGCUCUUAUGAAGAAAACUUCCCCAGCCAUUCCCACACUCAGAGCUGUGCGCAAGCAUACAGAACUUCAAAUUUGGACGCUUCAACGAGGCCUACACCACUCUGACCCACUCAAGGAGAAGGAUAUCAAGAUCCUGCAUAAUGCAUACAUUGCCUCAAAUAUUCACACACAGCAGGAUGGACGAGAGGUGAAGACUAAAGCAGAUGGGACUAUGGAUGUUGUGACGAAAGGAUCUUUCAACAUACUCACAAAAGGGACAUUGGCAAGAUGGUGGAAUAAUAGAAGUUAUGUUCGGGCAACACAGGAGAUAUGGUAG
Messenger RNA from Serpula lacrymans var. lacrymans S7.9, 1182 nucleotides. RefSeq lists its product as uncharacterized. The transcript has 2 exons. Lineage: Eukaryota; Fungi; Basidiomycota; Agaricomycetes; Boletales; Serpulaceae. Bases 1 to 1182 code for a protein of 393 amino acids. The record is from RefSeq and is a predicted model, not a curated record.